Helianthus annuus (common sunflower) is the source of this 6626-nucleotide messenger RNA. Its product is annotated as DNA-directed RNA polymerase V subunit 1. The record is from RefSeq and is a predicted model, not a curated record. Bases 161 to 6412 code for a protein of 2083 amino acids. Gene Ontology annotation, biological process: DNA-templated transcription. NCBI's taxonomy places the organism in Eukaryota, Viridiplantae, Streptophyta, Magnoliopsida, Asterales, Asteraceae. Gene Ontology annotation, molecular function: DNA binding. The transcript is spliced from 19 exons. Gene Ontology annotation, cellular component: RNA polymerase II, core complex.
CAACACAAUACAAGAGGGAAUCAUUUUUCUCUUUUCUCAUUUAUCAGGCAUCACUCUCACACACACUGACACACACACACACACUCUCCCCCAAAACGCCUGCAAAACCCUCACUCUCUCUCUCCUCAAUUUCACCAUCGAUCGCUAAAGGUUUUGAUCGAUGGAAGAAAAUUCACCACCCCCUACUUUAGAGGGGAAGAUAACUGGAAUUAGUUUUUCUUUGGCCACUCGUCAAGAAAUUUGCUUGGCCUCCAUUAGUGACUGCCCCAUUAGCCAUGCGAGUCAACUAUCAAAUCCGUUUCUUGGACUGCCACUUGAAGUUGGUAAAUGCGAAUCAUGUGGUGCAGCUGAAACAGGGAAAUGUGAAGGGCAUUUUGGGUACAUUGAGUUGCCCAUUCCAAUAUAUCACCCGUCGCAUAUCAGUGAGUUGAAGCGCAUAUUGAGUUUAAUAUGCCUCAAGUGCUUGAAGUUCAAGAAUAAAAGGUUGCAGUCCAAGAAUGCUGGUGUGCUCGAAAGAGCUUUUGCCUUUUGCUGUGAGGAAUCUGCACAAGUUACUGUCCAUGAAAACCAGAAAAAAGAUGGUGCAUGUUUCUUGGAGCUGAAACUUCCUUCGAGAACAAGAGUUAGUGACCGUUUCUGGGAUUUUCUAGAUCGAUAUGGAUACCGUUAUGGCGGUGACGGAACUACUCGGCCAUUACUUCCGUCUGAGGUGCUGAAAAUUCUAAAGAAAAUACCUGAGGCAACUAAAAAGAAGCUAGCUGGGAGAGGGUGUUUUUUCCAAGAAGGGUAUAUCAUGCAACAUCUUCCUGUCCCUCCAAAUUGUUUGUCUACUCCCGAUGUCUCUGAUGGAAUCACCGUUACAUCAUCGGACAUUUCAAUGCCAAUGCUUAAGAAAGUUUUGAGGCAAGUGGAGAUUAUAAAGAGCUCGAGAUCGGGAACGCCGAAUUUUGAGUCUCUAGAAGUUGAGGUUAAUGAUUUGCAAUUAGCCGUCGCCCAGUAUCUGCAAUCCAGGGGUGCUAAGGCCUCCCCUGACAGAAAUACACGCUACGCGAUUGCACGUACAGCAACCGAUUCGUCUUCUACAAAGGCAUGGCUUGAGAAGAUGAAAACUCUAUUCAUCAGUAAAGGGUCCGGGUUUUCUUCCCGCAGUGUCAUAACGGGUGACCCGUAUAAAGGUGUGGGCGAGAUCGGCAUUCCAUUUGAGAUAGCUCAAAGGAUAACUUUUGAAGAACGGGUCACAGAGCACAACAUGAAGUUUCUUCAAAAGUUAGUUGAUGACAAGCUCUGCUUAACCUACAUAGACGGCCACACCACGUAUUCACUUCGAGAAGGGUCGAAAGGUCAUACGUUUUUGAAACCGGGCCAGGUCGUACACCGUAAAAUCAUGGACGGUGAUCUCAUAUUUAUCAACAGGCCCCCAACGACCCACAAGCAUUCUUUACAAGCACUGUCGGUCUAUAUUCAUGACGAUCACACGUUCAAAAUCAACCCCCUUAUCUGCGGGCCCCUGAGUGCCGAUUUCGAUGGUGACUGUAUUCACAUAUUCUACCCACAGUCUCCCGAAGCUAAAGCGGAAGUCAUGGAGUUAUUUGCUGUUGAAAAACAGCUUCUUAGCUCCCACAGUGGGAACGUGAACCUCCAGCUUGGCACCGAUUCCGUCUUGUCUCUCAAAACAAUGUUCAAGAAAUAUUUUUUUACAAAAGCUCAAGUUCAACAGCUGGCACUUUACACAUCAAAUCCACUGCCUAAACCUUCGAUGUUAAAGGCUUGUGAUAGUGGCCCGCUGUGGACGGUUUUGGAGCUACUGGAGACUUCUCUACCUCGUGGGUUUGAUUGCUUGAGUGAUAAAUUCGUGAUCAAGGAUAGCAAGAUACUAAAGCUGGAUUACAGUCGGGACGCGAUGCAGUCAAUCGUCAAUGAGAUAAUCAGCUCGAUCUUCUUUAGCAAAGGCCCGAAUGAAGUUUUGAAGCUUUUCAACUCCUUACAGCCAAUGCUGAUGGAGAAUUUAUGCGAUGAAGGCUUUAAUUUGAGUUUGGAGGACUUUAUCAUUCCGAAGGAUCUUGUAAGAGAAAUAGAAGACCAGCUGCAAGAAUUAUCGUCUUUGUUAUAUCACUUGCGGUCUAACUACAAUGAGGUGAUAGAUAUGCAGUUGGAGAAACAUCUUCGGGCCUGUAAAACUCCUGUUUCAGAAUUUAUUUUAAGAUUUUCAUCCAUGGGUGAUUUAAUAGAUCCGAAGAGUGACUCAGCUCUUACAAGAAUCGUUCAACAAAUCGGGUUUUUGGGCUUACAGAUCUACGAAAGGGGGCGAUUAUAUUCAAGAACUUUGGCUGAAGAUUUGUCUUCUCAUUUCGUUGGAAAUUAUCCAUUUCCCAAAAAAUACCCGUAUGAGGAAUUUGGGCUUAUUAGAAGCGGUCUGUUUCAUGGGCUGGAUCCUUACCAAGAAAUGGUUCAUUCAAUUGCUAGUAGAGAAGUCAUGAUCCGGUCUUCUAGAGGGUUGACUGAACCUGGUAUUCUUUUUAAAAACUCAAUGGCUAUCCUCAGAGAUGUCGUCAUCUGCUAUGAUGGAACCGUUAGAAAUGUUUGUAGCAACUCAAUUAUUCAAUUUGAGUAUGGGGCACUGACGAAAAACUUGUUUGCUGCUGGUGAACCCGUGGGAGUAUUGGCUGCAACCGCCAUGUCAAACCCUGCAUACAAGGCGGUUCUUGAUUCGUCUCCAAGCAGUAACAAUUCAUGGAAUAUGAUGAAGGAGAUUCUGCAAUGUGGAGUGAAUUUCAAGAAUGUUCUUAAUGAUCGUCGAGUUGUACUGUAUCUGAAUGAUUGUGAUUGUGGGGAGGAAUAUUGCCGUGAGAAGGCAGCAUAUAAGGUUAAAAAUCAUCUGCGAAGAGUCAGCCUCAAGGACGUAGCUGUGGAAUUUCUGAUAGAAUAUCAGCAAGUAACAUUAGAUAGUACUGAAACUGAUGCUGGGCUUGUUGGCCACGUUCAUUUGAACAAGAAACUGCUGGAGGAAUCAAAUAUUAGCAUGGAAGAGGUUCUUACAAAAUGUGAAGACACCUUGAACUCCUUCCGGAAGAAGAAAAAAGUCGGCCAGUUAUUCAAGAAAAUAGCUAUAUCCUGCAGUGAAUGCUCAUUUCAGCAGGCAUCAAAGUGGACCCCAUGCUUGAAGUUCUUUUGGGAAGACAGACCCGAUAUCCAUUUAGAGAAGACUGCACACAUUUUUGCCAACGCGGUUUGCCCCGUGCUUCUAAAUUCAAUUAUAAAAGGUGAUCCCCGGGUCAAAGAAGCCAAUAUAACCUGGAUAAGUCCUGAAACAACGGUGUGGAUAAAAAAUCCAAAAAAGGAUCAGAAAGGUGACCUGGCUAUUGAUGUUGUUCUCGAGAAAGAAGCUGUGAAGAAAAAUGGUGAUGCAUGGAGGACCGUUAUGGAUGCAUGCCUUCCAGUACUCCAUUUGAUUGACACAACACGCUCUAUUCCUUAUGCAAUUAAACAAGUAGAACAUCUUCUUGGCAUAGCUUGUGCUUUUGAGCAAGCAGUUCAGCGUCUCUCGACAUCAGUGUCGAUGGUUACCAAAGGGAUGCUGAAAGAGCACCUGCUUCUGUUGGCAAGUAGCAUGACGUGUGCAGGAUUUUUAGUUGGCUUCAAUGUAGCAGGAAUAAAGGCACUCAAUAAGACGCUUAACUUCCAAGUACCAUUUUCAGAAGCUACAGUAUAUACACCAAAAAGGUGUUUUGAAAAGGCAGCUGAGAAGUGCCAUGCUGAUUCAUUGUCUAGCAUUGUGGGUGCUUGUUCUUGGGGGAAACCUGUAGCUGUCGGCACAGGAUCUCGGUUUGAUAUUCUCUGGGACACAAGAGAGGUUGAACUGAACCAGAAAGAUGGUAUUGAUGUGUACAACUUCCUUCACAUGGUCGGGGGUGGUUCUGAGGAAGCUGAUAGCGGCUGUUUAGGUGGUGAAGUGGACAGCUUUGACAUGGAAAUCAUGGAAACCGGUUCCCCUGAGAUAGAUUCUGGGUUAGCCAAACCGGUUUUUGAAGAUGGUUUAAAUCUUGAUGUUGGAGUCGAACCAUCAGGUUGGGGAACAGGUCCUGUUCCAGAAGAUGGGACAUCUAGUGGUGGCUGGGGAGCUGCUAUUAAGACUACACCAACAACUGGUGGUGGUUGGGGAGAUGCUAUGAAGAAUACACCGACAACUGGUGGUGGUUGGGGAGAAGCAAAAUCUGACCAAGGUCAGCAGAUUGGAUCUUCGGGCUGGGGAGCAACAAAAUCUCAGAACGACGUUGAACCAUCUGGAUCAUGGGGUUCUUUGGGGAAAAAGGAUGAUAAUCAAUCUGGAUGGGGUGCAAAGAGUGACAAUCAAACUGAAAAAGAUUCAGGUGGUUGGGGUCAUAAGGUGUCGAAAGGGGAUGAACAUGCAUGGGGUGCAAAGAAAAGUCAAAACGAAGGGGAUGGACCCGGAUGGGGAGGAAAUAGUAGUCGGAACAACACCGAGAAGGGCUCGGGAUCAAGUUGGGGGCAAAAAGUGGUCGCUGCAGAUGAACCGGGAUGGGGCGGGAAGAAAAAUGAAACCGACACUAACAAGAACUCCGGAUCAGGUUCGUGGGGUCAGAAGGUCUUUACUGAGACGGGCUUGGGAUCAGGUUGGGGUCAAAAAUCGGUCGCUGAAGAUGAAUCUGGAUGGGGUGGGAAGAAAAGUGAUUUCAACACUAAUAAGAACUCCGGAGCUGGUUCAUGGGGUCAAAAGGUUAUCACAGAGGACUCGGGAUCGGGUUGGGGACAAAAGGCGGUCACUGCAGAUGAACCUGGCUGGGGCAAGAAGAAAAGUCAAACCGACACCAAUAAGAGCUCUGGAGCAGGUACGUGGGGUCAAAAGGCCAUCACUGAAAAGGACUCGGGAUCAGGUUGGGGCCAAAAAGAGGUUACUGCGGAUGAACCUGGAUGGGGCGGGAAGAAAAGUGAAACCGAUAAGAGCUCCGGAUCGGGUAUGUGGGGUCAAAAGGUCGUCAUCGAGGACUCGGGAUCAGGUUGGGGUAAAAAAGUGGUCCCUGCGGAUGAACCUGGAUGGGGCGGGAAGAAAAGUGAAACCGACACUAAUAAGAGCUCUGGAGCAGGUACAUGGGGUCAAAAGGUCGUCAAAUCAGAUGGACCUGGAUGGAAUAGCAAGUCAAGUGAACCUGUGGAUCAAACUGGACCAAAUGAUGGUCAAUGGGGCAAGAAAGAUUCAUGGAAUGCAGCGGGUGGGUCAUCGUCUUCAUGGGGUAUACAGAAAACCAAUACACCUAGUUGGAAUAAGGGUGUAGAAGCAGCCAGUGAGUCAGAAAACAAAACAGAGGGGUCUGACUGGAGCAAAAAGCUGGAAGAAAAGACUGAUUCACAAGGUGGUUGGGGUCAGAAAAAGGACCAAGUUUCUGGGACUGAUACACAAGGUGGUUGGGGUCAGAAAAAGGACCAAGUUUCCGGGACUGAUGGGUCAACUGAAAAGGGACACGAAGAUGGUGAACAAAAACCAGGUUCAUGGGGCUGGAACCGGAAGGUUGAACAAAAAGGUGACCAGGGUGGUGGAUGGAAGAAGAAGGAAGGUUGGGGUCCGAAAAGAGACCGCCCGGCUAGACCGGUUGGAGGACCAAAUGAUGGUCCAAGAUCAGGUGGUGUACCAUUCACUGCAACAAGACAACGCCUGGACUUGUUCAACCCGGAUGAACAAGAGAUUUUGUCUGACAUUGAGCCCAUUAUGCAAUCAAUUAGACGAAUCCUUAACCUUAACCAAACUGGGUACAAUGAUGGGGAUCCUAUACCUGCUGAUGACCAAACUUACAUUCUUGAUAAUGUCUUCGCUCACCAUCCCGAGAAGGCUCAAAAGGCUGGCACUGGAAUUAAAUUUAUCAUGAUCUCGAAACACACAGAAUUCCAAGAUAGCCGUUGCUUUUUUGUGGUUUCAACGGAUGGACGUAAAGAAGAUUUCUCAUACCGAAAAUGCCUUGAGAAUUUUGUAAGGGGAAAAUAUCCGGAUAAAGUGGACGAGUUCAUCUCUAAGUAUUUUUUCAAAAAGCCUCAGCCUCGUCCUCCUAUGAAUAGAGAUGAAGCUGGGACCCCCCGGACCCCACGGUCUCGUACAGGAUGGAAUCGGGACUCCAAUGUGGCGGCUGAUGAUGCUGGAACCGCUAGUACUCAGUCUGGUUGGAAGCAGUCUGGUUGGAAGCGUGAUGCGAAUCAGGCGGCUGAUGACGGUGGGGCGCCAGCAACGGGAUGGAAAAAGGAGACCAGCACAGCAACAGAGGAAGGUGGGGCGUCUGCAACUGGGUGGAACCAAGGGUGGAAAAAGGAAGCUAGCACAGCACCCGAGGAGGGCGGGGCAGCUGCAACCGGGUGGAACCAGGCGGGAGAUGGUGGUAGUACAAAAAAGUCGGGGUGGGGUUCUUGAAUUUGAUUUGAAACAGGAGGUUGAAUAUUAUUUUGCAAUCUGUUAUGAAUAGCAGUAGAUAGAACUGGAUUAUUAGUGUAGUGCAUGUGGUUGUGUUCUUUCUUGAUCAACUCUUUUUUAUCGUAAAAAGACAAGCACACCAAUGAUUGGUUAAUGAUCAAGGGAACGUUUGUGAUGUAUAAAAGCUGUUAUGCUAAUUCCACCCUUCUCAGAA